Molecule: messenger RNA, 999 nt
Organism: Penicillium daleae
Lineage: Eukaryota; Fungi; Ascomycota; Eurotiomycetes; Eurotiales; Aspergillaceae
Product: thioredoxin-like protein 1
Exons: 3
Coding region: 1-999 (332 amino acids)
Source: RefSeq, a predicted model, not a curated record
AUGGCCGUCAUCAACAUAUCCUCAACCAAUCAGUUCAGCUCACUGCUGAGCUCCUCGCACUUUGUUGUCGCAGACUUCUACGCCGACUGGUGUGGUCCCUGCAAAGCUAUUGCCCCCGUCUACGAAAACCUGGCGUCGCAGCUGUCCCGCCCAAACCAUAUCACAUUCACCAAGAUCAACGGUGACGAACAGACAGAGCUUGCGCAGACAUACAGUGUCCGAGCGUACCCGACUUUCAUCGUCUUCGAGAACGGCCGCAGCAUCAAGACCGUCGCCGGGGCCGACCCUCAGAAACUGACUGAAGUGGUCCGGAGACUUGCAUCAGAAGCAACCAAGUCCGAUGGCGGAUCUGGCGAAGGAAGCGGCGCAACCUGGCUGGGCGCCGAGGUGGCUGCGCGAUACACCGAUGUGACGGACCAGGUUGACACCAAGGGAUUGGAUCUGCUCAACCGGGACAACCAGUUCGGGGAACCGGGUGUGCUGUUCAACACCUCCAAGCCCUCCGCUCUGGCUGGUAAGGGCAAGGGCAAGGCCGAGGGCAGCAGCAGCGGUGCGGACUGGGUCGAGAGCGACACGGACGAGCAGUUGAUGCUUUACAUUCCCUUCCAGUCGAAGCUCAAAGUGCACUCCCUGCAUGUGACCUCCCUCCCUCCUGCCGCUGGCGAGAGCGACGACGACGACGAGCUGCCCAUGCGACCGCGCACCCUAAAGCUCUACACGAAUACUUCGCAUGUACUUGGAUUCGAGCAGGCGGAGGACACGAACCCGGAACAGACGAUUGAGAUCAAGCCGGAGCAGUGGGACGCGAAGACGGGGACUGCGACGGUUGAUCUGCGGUUCGUCAAAUUCCAGAAUGUGACUUCGCUGGUGAUUUUCUUCGUGGAUGGCGAUGGGGAGAGCGAGAAGCUGCGCGUGGACCGCAUUCGCGUUAUUGGUGAUGCGGGCGAGAAGAGGGCCAUGGGGAAGCUGGAGAAGAUUGGCGACGAGCCUGGCGAGUAA